UCGCUCGGUGGGUCAAUGGUGGUUGGCUAAGGCGCGAACAGGUUCGCAAAUGCGCAGAAAUCAAUCACAGUCAAAGGCAGCAGCAGCAGCAGCAACAACAACAACAGCAGCAGCAGCAACAGGUGACAGGUGCCACAGAAAUUGAUGGUUCUCGAUUUUCGGUUCUCGCUGUGCAGCUCAUUGUGCCCGGUGGAUGCAGUGCGUCUAAUGCGCAAGUGCAAGUCGCAUGUCCUGUAAAAUGUCUGUGUGCGCACUCGCACUCGCACGACCGCCCGCAACAGCUGCCGUAGCAAGUACCGUUAACGGACAAGUAGGAACGACAAAAACAACGCCGCCAACAUCGACGCCGCCAACGCCGCCGCCAUCGCCGCAGGUGCGCAUCUACGAGGACUUUGACAGAAUGAGCGCCAAGGAGGUCUAUUACAAUGAGGCGGGCAAGAAGGUUACCGUCAAGCUGCUGCACUUUCCCGACGUUCUGCCCGAGGACAUUGCCAAGCUGCGCUUCGAUGACGAGGACGAUCCCAAUGCCGAUGCCGAUGUCGAUGACGACGAUGGUGUCGAUAGCGAUGCGGGUCGCGCUGCCGGCAGCAAGUCGCCCGCUAAGACCAGCGCCGACAGCGAGGAUGGCGGCAGCGAGGCCGAAGCGCCCGCUCAGGAUGCCAAUUGCAAUGCCACAGCAGCUGCCGGCACAAGCGGUGGCAACAGCAGCGGCGGCGGCGGCGGCGCCACAAAGAAAAUCUUUCGACGCAAGCUAUCCGGCAACAAUAUGCAGGCACGCAAAUGCAGCCUGGCCUUUGCCCAGGCGCACGGCAUCAAGCAGCGCGCCGAAAAGAAACUAUCGAUGCCCACCAUUAGCAUUACGGCCAAUCCGGGCGAGCAUGUCAGCUUGUCGGCCGGACGCAAAUUAUCGCAGCAGCAUUCGCUGCCGCUGAUGAUGAUGUCGACGCCGCCGCGUCGCAGCCAUUCACCGCUGGGCCAGAGCCUCUGUCCCGGCUACAUACAGUACUCCAAGUCGCUGCUGGAGGUGCCCAUGCCGCGCGAUUAUGGCUAUGCCAGCAGCGACGAUCUGAGCUCCGAGUGGGACUCUGAUGUGUCCACGUCGGCGGCCUCAACCACAGCGGGAACGGGCUCGGGCACUGCGGCCGCGUCCGCAGCAAGCGGCACCAAGAAGAGCUCCGGCUGGCGCAAAAUACGAAACAUUGUGCAAUGGACGCCCUUCUUUCAGACAUACAAGAAGCAGCGCUAUCCGUGGGUGCAGCUAGCCGGUCACCAGGGCAACUUCAAGGCCGGUCCCGAGCCGGGCACCGUCCUCAAGAAGCUCUGCCCCAAGGAGGAGGAGUGCUUUCAGGUGCUCAUGCAGGAUGUGCUGCGGCCCUAUGUGCCCGUCUACAAGGGCCAGGUGACCAGCGAGGAUGGCGAACUCUAUUUGCAGCUGCAGGAUCUGCUUAGCGACUAUGUGCAGCCCUGCGUGAUGGACUGCAAAGUGGGUGUGCGCACCUAUCUGGAGGAAGAGCUGUCCAAGGCCAAGGAGAAGCCGAAGCUGCGCAAGGACAUGUACGACAAAAUGAUACAAAUCGAUGCACAGGCUCCCAAUGCCGAGGAGCAUGCGGCCAAGGCGGUUACCAAGCCACGAUACAUGGUCUGGCGCGAGACCAUCUCUAGCACCGCAACGCUGGGCUUUCGCAUUGAGGGCAUUAAGAAAAGCGAUGGCACCAGUUCCAAAGAUUUCAAAACGACCAAGUCACGCGAACAAAUUAAAUUGGCCUUCAACGAGUUCCUCAGCGGCCAUCCACAUAUUCUGCCACGCUAUAUACAACGCUUGCGGGCCAUUCGCGCCACCCUGGCCGUAUCCGAGUUCUUUCAGACGCACGAGGUGAUCGGGAGCUCGCUGCUCUUUGUGCACGAUCAGACGCACGCGAGCGUUUGGCUAAUUGACUUCGCCAAGACGGUGGCACUGCCUCCGCAGAUGCAUAUCGAUCAUUAUUCGGCGUGGAAGGUGGGCAAUCAUGAGGAUGGCUAUUUGAUUGGCAUCAACAAUCUCAUUGACAUAUUCGUCGAGCUGCAGGCGGCCAUCGAAACGGAGACCGCAACGGGCACAGCAUCUGGCACCGGUUCCGGCACUGGUUCCGGCUCCGGUUCGGGUUCAGCUUCCGGUUCCGGUUCGGUUUCACCAGCGCCCGCCUCGAGCGGCCAGGAUGAGGAGGCCGGCAAGAUGUGAAAGCCAGAGCAAGAAAAUAAAAAUCGAUAAAAUAUAUAUAUAUAUAAACAUAUAUAUACAUAUCGAGAUAUAUAGAAAACUAUAUAGUUAACGAUAAUACUGAAGCGUUCCAUGGGGCUGCGCCCCGCCAAGGAAAUUUCCUAGCACAUUCCGCAGAAAUGUGUUAAAAAAAAGCAACAAAAUGAAAUAUGAAAAAUCAAUUAAUUAACCAUUACCCAAACUUAGUCUAGUUGUCAAUCAUAUAUAUAUAUAUAUAUGCAUAUAUACCUACUUGCGUAUGUAUGCAAUUUUUUUUUUGUUUUUUUUCCCACUCUCUCUUUAACCCGUUAAGAUUAAAAGCAAAGACUGAACAACAA
Messenger RNA from Drosophila virilis, 2574 nucleotides. RefSeq names its product Inositol 1,4,5-triphosphate kinase 2 (gene IP3K2). The record is from RefSeq and is a predicted model, not a curated record. Gene Ontology annotation, biological process: inositol phosphate biosynthetic process. Gene Ontology annotation, molecular function: inositol tetrakisphosphate kinase activity; inositol-1,4,5-trisphosphate 3-kinase activity. NCBI's taxonomy places the organism in Eukaryota, Metazoa, Arthropoda, Insecta, Diptera, Drosophilidae. Gene Ontology annotation, cellular component: cytoplasm; nucleus.